Molecule: messenger RNA, 1525 nt
Organism: Aspergillus melleus
Lineage: Eukaryota; Fungi; Ascomycota; Eurotiomycetes; Eurotiales; Aspergillaceae
Gene: GCS1
Product: GTPase-activating protein GCS1
Exons: 3
Coding region: 479-1525 (348 amino acids)
Biological process (GO): regulation of ARF protein signal transduction; regulation of endocytosis
Cellular component (GO): Golgi membrane
Molecular function (GO): GTPase activator activity
Source: RefSeq, a predicted model, not a curated record
GAGAGGGGCGGCGCCUCCGAACUUCUCCAAACUCCCCUUUCUCCCUGCGCAACCAACUUCCCGGAUUCAUCGUCUCGCCGCUGCCAUUCAUUUCUUUUUUGUUUGCUUGCUUGUCUUUGAGUCUUCUUCCUGCUCUGGUUGCCUUUUCAUUCUUCGGCUCCUUUCGCUUAGUCUCUGACGACUAAGCUCCUUACCCCUGACAUCAUGUCGAAAAUGUGGGAAGUCGACCCGGAGACGAAGGCCAAGGUAUGUCAUGCCCGACGCAUCCCACGACCUUCGAGAUUCGACCCGACUGACUUUCUGGAUGACUGUAUAGCUCCUUCUAUACUCCAAAACCAACGGCAAUGACCGCUGCUGCGACUGCGGCGCCCCCUCUCCCCAAUGGGCAUCUCCUAAAUUCGGCACCUUCAUCUGCCUAAACUGCGCCGGCACGCACCGCGGACUAGGCGUCCACAUCUCCUUCGUGCGCUCCAUCACCAUGGACGCCUUUAAGAACUCCGAGACCCAGCGCAUGGAACACGGCGGCAACGACACUUGGAAGACUUUCUUCGACGACCAUCCCGUUACGCAGUCGGAGGGGCGCACCUUCGAGGACUCCACCAUCAAAGAACGGUAUGAGGGCGAGGUCGGAGAGGAGUAUAAGGAACGGUUGGCGGCGAAGGUCGAGGGUCGCGAAUAUGAUCCUGCGCUGGUGCAGAGGAAUAACAUCAACAAUAAGAAAGCGGAGCAGCAGCCGUCGUCGAGGUCGAGCACGCCGUUAGCGGGCGGGAGUACGGGACGAGGGUCGCCGGCUGACGGGGAACGGCUUGGACGGACGGGAAGCACGAAGAAGGAGCGCAAUGAGGCGUAUUUUGCGAAACUGGGCUCGGAGAAUGCGACGCGCUCGUCGACGUUGCCGCCCUCGCAGGGAGGCAAGUUUACGGGCUUUGGCGGGGGCUUGCCGGUCGAGGAUUCGCCCUCGCGUGGUGGUGCGGGUGGUGCGAGGGGCGGCGCAGGGCGAGGCGUUCCCGGGUUCGAUGACUUUCAGAAGGAUCCUAUGGCGGCACUGACGAAGGGGUUUGGGUGGUUUACGACGGCGGUGGGCAAGGGCGCGAAGACGAUGAAUGAUUCGUAUAUCCAGCCCACGGCGAAGAGUCUCGCUGAGUCCGACUUCGCCGCCCAAGCGCGCAUCCACGCCUCCACCUUCGGCCAGAACCUCCAGACCGGCGCGCGCGGCGCCGCAGACCACUUCAACCGCUUCGUGGAAGGGCCCGAAGAAUCGCGCCGUCGCGGACGGGAAGAUCCCGAGCGCAAGGACUUCUGGGAUGAUUUCUCGUCCCUCGGAAACGAGGAGAAUCAUCGUCGCACGGCUUCUAGGUCUAGUGCUAUCGGAACGUCCGCUAUGAAGCCGUCUACGACGUCUAGUCCGGCUGGCGCGACGACGAGUGCUGCUACUACUGCUGGUGCUGGUGGCGGUGGCAGUAGUACGACAGCUGCUCCGGCGGGCCGAAAGAGUCAGGAUGAAGGGUGGGAUGAGAAUUGGUGA